AAUCUGUAAUUAUCAGGUGACUUGACAACUGUCUUCUCCGGUCGAUUCAUCUUAACCUCUAAAAAGUCCAUUUCUUGCAAAUCAUUUUAGUAUUCGACUAUUUCUUGUGAAGAUGAGCAACGAAGUCGAUAAAACCCAUCAUAUCCUACCUCAAGAUCAACCUAUCGUUUACUUGGAUGCCGGUACUGCUUUUAAAGGAUUAACCGAAAAAGAAAAACUUUACGCCUAUUUCUUAAGCAAAGCUUCGUGGACCGGAGGUUUGAUAACUUUACUACAAACUAGCCCCGAAUCAGGACCAAUAUUUGUUAUAUUACAUAAAUUAUUUCAAUCUGAAAGUGUGUCAGAAUUUUAUACGGCUGCUUUAAAAUGUGGGUUUUCCGAAGAGGAAAUUAAUGCACUCUAUGUUUAUGCUUGUGGCAUUUUUAGUAAUGCAGGAAAUUACAAGGGAUUUGGUGAUUCAAAAUUUAUCCCAGGAAUUGAUAUGGAUCGUAUGGAAGAACUACUUCAAUUAUCAUUAGGGUGGGAAACCUUUGAAUCUUUAUGGCAUAAAUACAAAAAAGCAAUUUAUGAUUUAUCACCUGGAAAAACUUGUUUAGGUUAUCCACCGCAUGGUUGUACCACUUAUUUCUCAUCAAAUUUCACUGCUGCUGAUAAUGAUAUAGUACAAGAUAGGUUCAAGAAACAAUUAGAACUGUAUAAUACUCGUUGUUUUAAAACUGAAAAAAAGGGAAGAACUGUAUAUGAAAUACGCUUAGCUAGUGAAGAAAGAGGAGAGGUAACAGUUGAAAGUACUGAUAAUAUCGAUUUCCGAACAACCCGUGGAGAUUACUCCCCUUUAAUGGGGGAAGUUGCAAAUUAUUUAGAACAAGCAAUACCUUAUGCUGCUAAUGAAACUGAACAAAAUAUGCUCAAAGCGUAUGUUGAGUCAUUUAGAAAGGGAUCUUUAGAUGACCACAAAACUGGAUCUAGGUUUUGGAUUAAAGACAAAUUACCUACAAUAGAGUCCUAUAUAGGUUUUAUUGAAACGUACAGAGAUCCUGCUGGGGUUAGAGGGGAAUUUGAAGGAUUUGUUGCUGCUGUUAAUAAGGAAAUGUCAAAGAAAUUUGCUACUUUGGUUGAUAAUGCUGAAAAUUUGCUCACAUUACUUCCUUGGCCUAAAGGUUUUGAAAAGGAUAAGUUUUUGCGACCUGAUUUUACAUCUUUAGAUGUUCUUACAUUUGCUGGUAGUGGAAUUCCUGCGGGUAUUAACAUUCCAAAUUAUGAUGACAUUCGUCAAACCGAAGGUUUCAAGAACGUUUCAUUGGGUAACGUAAUUCCAGCAAGUUAUCAACAAUCAAACACUCCUUUUUUGAGUGAUUCUGAUAAAGAUCUCUUACAAAAAUAUAGAGUAACUGCAUUUGAAGUGCAAGUAGGUCUUCAUGAAUUACUUGGACACGGAUCUGGUAAGUUACUUCAAAAACAAGCUGAUGGAACCGUAAAUUAUCCUGACACAUUAAUCGAUCCGUUAACGGGAAAACCUCCUACUUCUUGGUAUGGACCAGGUGACACAUACGAUAGUCGUUUUGGUCCACUUAGUUCUGCUUACGAAGAAUGUCGAGCAGAAGCCGUUGGUUUAUAUUUAAGUUUAGAACCAACGGUAUUAUCUAUUUUUGGUCAUAAGGAUUCUGAUGCUGAAGAUGUUCUUUAUGUAAAUUGGUUGUCGCUUGCAUGGACGGGGAUUUGUUCUUUGGAAAUGUGGGAUUCAAAACGUGGUUGGUUACAAGCUCAUUCCAGAGCGAGAUUUGCUUUGGUUAGAGUUUUAAUUGAAGCAGGUGUAGCAACCGUAACUCAACCAAAUCCCAAGGAUUUACUGCUUACGUUAGAUCGUGAAAGUUUGAAAACUGCCGGAAAGAAAGCGAUCGGAGAUUUUUUGCUGAAACUACAAAUUUACAAAUCAACAAGCGAUAUAAAAGCUGCCAAUAAUCUUUUUGAUACAUACACAAACGUUGUUGAACCUUGGAUUGAUUGGAGAGAAAUUGUUUUAGCAAAUAAGAGACCGCGAAAAAUGUUUGCUCAGCCAAAUAUCAUUAGAGAUGGUGAAAAUACAAUUUUGCAUGGUUAUGAACCGAACACGGAAGGAUUGAUUCAAUCCUGGGUGGAGCGUUUUGAUAAUUGCGAUUUUAUUUAUGAUGCUCUUAUUAGUUUAACCAAUAAAGACGAGCAUCAUUUUGUGAAUAGUGCUGAAGGGGAUAAAAAGAAAAGUGCUUAAAAUUAUUUUUUAUAUAUUAUUUGUUUCAUGUUUUUAUAUAA
Messenger RNA from Onthophagus taurus, 2289 nucleotides. It is a transcript of the gene DppIII, whose product is annotated as dipeptidyl peptidase 3. NCBI's taxonomy places the organism in Eukaryota, Metazoa, Arthropoda, Insecta, Coleoptera, Scarabaeidae. Gene Ontology annotation, biological process: proteolysis. The record is from RefSeq and is a predicted model, not a curated record. Gene Ontology annotation, cellular component: cytoplasm. Gene Ontology annotation, molecular function: dipeptidyl-peptidase activity; metalloexopeptidase activity.